Stomoxys calcitrans (stable fly) is the source of this 10038-nucleotide messenger RNA. It is a transcript of the gene fne, whose product is annotated as ELAV-like protein 3. The record is from RefSeq and is a predicted model, not a curated record. Lineage: Eukaryota; Metazoa; Arthropoda; Insecta; Diptera; Muscidae. Gene Ontology annotation, cellular component: ribonucleoprotein complex. Gene Ontology annotation, molecular function: RNA binding. The transcript has 9 exons. Bases 3008 to 4132 code for a protein of 374 amino acids.
GGCCUCCGAGUGAACUCACCUAUGGUGGUCAACUUAUUCCACCUAACAUAACCUAUACGAUCUAGAGCGUAUCGUUCAGCGCUACAAGAGAGAACCUCUAGUUCAAGCGGCAUGGGGGAUAUCAGUUUCUGGAAAUUCUGAAAAUUGCACCUGAUCUGCGACCAAGCGUCCCCUGUUUAACAGCGUAGCCAGUCCCACUCGCCUCUAACCCAGAUCCCUCUGGAUGCACGCCACAUUAGUCGCAGAGUUCCUGGAUCUGGAUAUUCAACAGAAUCAAGCAAACGAAUAAUAGAACACAACUCACUGCUACAGCAACAAUAAGGCCAGAUCCUUCAGCGCAGCUUGACUGUCUUCUUACACCAGGCAAAUAUUCCUGCAUCGGAAUCAUCUGUAAGGCAUCGCUAAAACAAAUUUUUGGAAAACGCUACUCUCUUCGAGACGGCAAUGUUACCUAAUUCCUGGGUACUCAAUGAAGAGCUCUACACUUGAACGAGGCAAGAACCAUUCAACGAAACUUUAACGCUGAAUAGGAAAAAUAAGUAGCAAACGAGCUAAGAGAUCCUUUUACUGGACAUCUCGCGCCCCACAUUCGGCAAAGUGUUCUUUAAAGAAUCUGCGUCCAUCAAAUGUUCCAUUUAAAAGUAAAAUUCCACAUGAUUUGAAGCAAAAACACGAAACGGAGAAAAGAACGAAUUUAAACGCGAAUUAAGGAUUGGAAGCGCGCCUAAACUCAAAAAACAAAAACAAUCUGCAGUAUUGAUAUAUACACAAGAGACAAACCAAAGGACAACCAAGAAGUUUUCCAGAGAGAAUUUCGCCCCCCCCUAUGAAUCCCAAAAGAAAAGUUGUGGUCUGAUCAUAAAAAGAGUGAAUAUUUUUUAAGAACUCAACGCCGGCUAUAUGCAAAAAAACAACCUUCAAGAAGUUGUUCAAAAAUUUUACCACACUAAGCGACAAGCGGCUUAAAAAGUUGAAGACAAAAAUCUCCCCCCAAAAAGUAAAUCAAAUAUAAGCAAUUUUCAUAAAUGGUGUGUAUGCAUUUUAUAUAGAAAAUAAGUGUAAGCAAACGAUUAUAAGUGAAAACCAUUUUUUUAGAAAAAAAGAAAAACAAAAACGUAAAGAAAACUCCCCCCAAAAUAAAAUAUUGAUGUUUUAUAUAUUUACACAAAAAUAUAUAUUGAGUGUUUAAGAAUUUUGAGCAAAGACUUUCAUAAUUAUAAUUCACCCAAAAAAGAUACAGAGAGAAAGAGGAUUAAGCCCCACAAAAAAGAUCCACGCCCAUACACUUACAUACAAACACACACACACACAUGUUCACACACCAAGCAACACCUACAAAAAAGGACUUCCAACGAUUUUAGCAAAAAGACGACGAAAUUUUAAGUUCUUUUAAAAUAAAAAAAUUUAAGACAAAACAAAAAGAGAACAUACUUCAACGGUUAACAAAUAAGAAAGACACUUUUUAAAGAAAGGCCAAAUUUUUGAACUCAUCAACCAACAACAACAACAACAAACUAUAAAGUUUAAAACUACUUCAUAAGUAAAACGAAAAACUUAAAAAAAAAGUAUAUUAAAAAAAAGCACUGCAAUAAAAAAGGGUUUGUGACUUUAAUGAUAAUUUUUUUAAUAUAAACUGUUUUUAUAACAAAAAAAAAUACAAAAGAAAACAAACAUUUUAUAAGAAACUGAAAAAAAAAUCCAAAAAUUUAAACAAAAAAAAAAACCAUUUUUAAAGGAAAGCCAACAAACUUAAAACAUAUAUCGUUAAGACAAAGUGAUUUUUUAACCAAAAAAUAAAUAAAACCAAGAUUCCGGAGCGAAACGCGAUCAAACUUCGAGUUGUUAAAAGUUUAAAUCAUAUAUCAACUGGAAAGAUCUUACACCAAGAAAAAAGAUUUGAUACAAACUACAGAAAUUUAUACACUUUGAGUAAGCAAUCGAGCAGCUAUUAAUUGUACACCAAGUGAGAAAAUACAAAAACCCAAAAAAAAAAAAAUAUUUUAUAUUAUUCCAAAAUCAAGAAUAUUCCAAAACAAAAAAAAACAACAAACAGAAAUCUUGCAAAUCAACACCACCAAAGAAAACCAACUAUUACAGAGCUAACAAAAACAAAAAUAACGAAUUGACAACAACAACCACAAAAAAAAAAAACAAAAAUAAUAAUCAUUUAUACACUUUAAUAGAGACUCAGAAAAAGAUUUAAGAAUUUUUUGAGUAUAAAUCAACCAAAUGUUCCAUAUUGAAAUACAACAACAACAACAAGAGUAACAGCAACAACAAAAAUAAAUUUAUAAAAUUUAAGAACUCUAGUCAAAUAAAAACAGAAAACAACAACAACAACCAAAUUUACGCUAAAGAACUUUUUGCAUUUUUGCAAUUUUAUAAAAACCAGAAGAAAACCCAACAACAACAACAACAACAAAUCAACCAAACAGCAUUCCAAAACAAAAGAAAGAAAAUUCACAUUCACCAACCAAACUAAAGAAAAAAUAACAAAAACAAAACCAAAAUCAUUAGCAAAAUUUACUCUUUUAACUUUUAUUAUUAAAAAAUUUAAACAAUUUUAAAUAAAUUACCAACUCUUAUAAAUUAAUGAUCCAAACAAAGAUCUAAAACUCCAACUCCAUUUAAGAAAAGUAAAGAAAUCAUAACCGUGAAUUAAAUCGGCAAAAGCAGCAGCAGCAGCAACCAGAAGAAAAAGGACUACGCUUUUUAAGAAGGACUUUCUUAUAAACUGAACGAGAAUCACAAUUCCCCAGAAGAACUAAAGCAUCACUAACAACAGCAUCAAUAACAACAACUUGUGCUAAGCACACUUAAAAAACACAUACACAAACAAAACCUAAGAUAUUUAACGCUGACUUUAAGUAAGCGUCAGAGCUAACCAGCGAGCGAGCGAAAGAGAGAGCGAGAGCCAGCUAAUCUUCACUUUUUCAUCUACGCGUUACCAAAGAAAUCUUUCAAAAUUACUCUCCAACAGCAACAAACCACCACCACCACCACCAAGAUGACCAAUGCCAUGGACAUUGUUAUCAAAAAUGGCAGUACCAAUGGGUCUGUCGAUGGCAAUGAUGAAUCGCGCACCAAUCUGAUUGUCAACUAUUUGCCACAGACCAUGACGCAGGAGGAGAUGCGUUCUCUCUUCUCCAGCAUUGGUGAAUUGGAAAGUUGCAAAUUGGUGCGAGAUAAAAUUUCAGUGUUGCCAGCUUCCCUGCAGGCCUUGAACCCAGCAUUGCAACAAGUUCUGCCUUUUUCAGGUCAAAGUUUGGGCUACGGCUUUGUUAACUAUGUGCGGCCCGAAGAUGCCGAGAAGGCUGUCAACACCUUGAAUGGUUUGCGUUUGCAGAAUAAGGUUAUCAAAGUCUCGUACGCCCGUCCAAGUUCGGAGUCUAUCAAGGGUGCUAAUUUAUAUGUAUCGGGUCUUCCCAAAAAUCUAUCACAACCAGACUUGGAGGCGUUAUUUGCACCAUAUGGCAAAAUAAUAACAUCUCGUAUACUCUGUGAUAAUAUAUCCGGUCUCUCGAAAGGUGUUGGUUUUAUACGUUUCGAUCAGCGCAACGAAGCCGAACGUGCAAUCCAAGAACUGAAUGGCAAAACUCCUAAAGGUUAUACCGAACCGAUUACGGUCAAAUUUGCCAAUAACCCAAGCAAUAGUGCUAAAGCUCAAAUCCCACCACCAUUGGCCGCCUAUUUGACGCCACAGGCAGCUGCUGCGACUAGACGUUUGACUGCUGGAGCUUUGCCAUCUGCUGGCCGUAUAAGCAUUGGAAAAAGCCCCAUGUUUGCCAUUAACAAGGGUCUACAAAGAUAUUCCCCCCUGGCUGGUGAUCUAUUGGCAAAUUCCAUAUUGCCGGGCAAUGCCAUAACUGGUUCCGGUUGGUGUAUAUUCGUUUACAAUUUGGCACCCGAAACGGAAGAGAAUGUCUUGUGGCAAUUGUUUGGCCCCUUCGGUGCCGUCCAAUCGGUUAAGGUAAUCCGCGACCUGCAGACCAGCAAAUGUAAAGGUUUCGGCUUUGUUACCAUGACCAAUUAUGAUGAAGCGGUUGUGGCUAUACAAUCAUUGAAUGGUUAUACUUUAGGUAAUCGUGUUUUGCAAGUAAGCUUUAAGACCAAUAAAACAAAAACCGCUUAAAUAGUAGCUCAUCUGUAUGUAUGUGCAGUGCAGCAGCUGCAAUUCUAUUGUAAGUUAGCAUUUGCAAAUGGUCGGCCCGAGACGACUAGAUUUCUAAACAUACUAAACCGAAAAAAACUGAAAUUUAUUUAAAAGAAAACAAAAAAUUAAACAAUAUCAGACAAUGUACUAAGAGAUUUUGUGGUAGGUGGUUAAGAUGAAUUGAACUUAAAAGAGGGAAAUAGGAUGGGAAUUUUUUUAACACAAGAAAAGAAGGACUUCAAGGCAAUGAAUGAUUGCAUAUAGAUGAAGGCAUCGUAUUAGACUUUAAUUAUGCUUCGCUGGCAAAGUAAUAGUACUGCUAUGGUAGUUUAUUCUCUACAACUACGAGUUCUCCUUCUACGGUGAUCUACUCCUCUAGUCGAAGUGUUCUUGGAGAAAUUAGUUUUAUUUAGAUGAAGGCAUUAAGAGUUCUGCUACUGCGGUGAUCUGUUCCUCUAGUCGAGGUUUUCUUUGACUAUCCAGCAGCUUAUCCGCUGUAUAUACAUAGUAGGCAGUAUGAUUUUGGAUCUCAUUUCCUCUUGUUGAUCAGAACGGACUUUUAAAGUUUCCAUAUAACCGGGAAUAUUCUCUCUGACUGACAUCUGUUACAGAUUUCCCGAACUAACAUCAGUUUCUGAUGUUCUGAACUGACAUCUAAGAGUGUAAUUCUGAAUUCUCCUUUAGCUGAGAUUGCCUUCGGUGGGGAUUUUAAAGUCUUUCCCCUUGCUGAUGAAAACUAGCAUCGUAAAUUUCUAUAUAUUAGCAUAAAUUCCUUCCGAAAGACAUCUAGUAUAGCAGGAGUAUCUCUGAUUACCUUUCGCCAAUAAUAAGGAAUAUCGCAUCUACUAUUCUGUUCGUGAAGGUUAUGGGUAUUGCUGGAGAUAACGAUAUAUCUAUUACUGGUAAUGUUCUGACAUAUAGUGGUCUGUUCCGGUUUUCGAAAACGUAAAAUGAAAGAUUUUCUUUGCCUUAUAGAUUGGAAAGUUUGCCAAAACUAUAUUGGAAUGCAUAGUGUAAUGAAAUUUCUUUAUAUUAGGGAACUUCAAGUGAUUUCAAACCAUAAAAGAAUAAUACUUAGCAAAUAUCGGCAAAACAUUUACUUUCGCUUUGAGAAUUCGAUAAUGGGAACAGGCCUUAUACUAACCUACAUAACAACAUAACGUAUACUUAAAACAAUGAAUUUCUUCAAGAUGCGAAAUUUCUUCUAUAAUGCCUUCUGAGAUUGCUAUCAACAAUUCAUUGUUUUUAAGAUUUAUUAUCUGUCGAUAUUUUUUUGCUGAUCAAGAUCGGAAAAAUGCUUCACGCGUGUCUCUCGACUUAUGCCGAACUCCCUUACGGUACCGGCUAAAAUCCCACCAUAUGUCAUUACGUCAGUACGUCUCCCACCUAGCUCUGUAACUAUCAAGGAUAGCUGCUAAAACCCCACCAUCUGGCACCCUGGGGGAUUAAUUCCACCUCGGAAACACUUUCGCAUUACUUCGAGAUGGACCCCAUAUCUAGUGAUUAUCCACAUCAUCUUCGUUGUGUCUGCGUUCAGACCUCUGCAAUCUACGCCGCUGCGUCUAAGUCCAUAUUCUCCCUGCGCAGUAGUUCUUCGGCUAAUCUGCGAUGAGAAGAUUCUUCUCGUUCUCCAUCAUUGCUCUGAACUAUUGUACCAGCGAAACCUCGUCAAUCCUGCAUCUUUCGGCUCAACGCUCUCACCGCCAUAAUUAGAAAUACUUCUAUUGAUGACGGGUUAAGAUAUGCUGGAGAUAUGACAUAUUUAUAACUGGUAAAGUUCUGACAUACAGCUAGCAUAUUCAACAUAACGUAUUCUUAAAAUAAUGAAUAUCAUGGAGAAAUGGAAACAUAAUACUUCUCCAUUGAAGACUUCUAAAGAUUGCUAUCAAUAAUUCAUUGCUUUUAAGAUUUAUUGAAGUCUAGGGGUAUUUUUGCGGAUCAGGAUGGGGAAAAUGCUUUACACAUGUGACGAGUAUAUCUCCCGCCUUAUGCCGAGCUCCGUUUCCAUCAACGUCACCCGGGGGAUUAACUUCACCUCGGAAACACUUUCUCAUUACUUCGAGAUGGACCCCAUAUCUGCUAGUUAUUCACAUCAUCAUUGUCGCGUCUGCGUCUAGACCUCCGCAUUCAUUGAGUCCAGGUCCAUUUUCUUCCUGCGCACUAGUUCAUCGACGUUCUUCUCACUGCCUCCCCGUUCUUCUUGUUCUCCAGCAUCCUCUGGACUAUUGUGCCAGAUGAAACGUCGCCAAUCGAUGUUUCUAGUUCCCUGAGUCUUUCGACCCAGCGCCCACAGUGGAAGAAUAUGUGUUCUACAUCGUCAGCUACUUCGAGUUCCUCAUAAAUGCAUUUGCCCAUUCCAAGUAGGUAUAUCCGGAAGUAGCCAUGGCCUGUCAAGAUCUGUAUAACGUAAUAGUUCACGUCGCCUUACUUUCUAUCUCUUCACAUGCGUACAUCGGUGAUAAAUCAUUGCGUCCACUUGGCCAGACUCUCAUUUGUACAAUCUCUCGAUAGUCUCCUCUUGUAUGUUCCGUAUAUGAUCCGUUUACAUCUCUCUUGGUGUUGCACCUCUCGGUAUAGAGCCUGGCAUGCAACAUGGUCUGUUGGUCUAUCAGAAUCAUUACGGCUAUUACAAGGGUUGCGGGCUCCGCCACUGUCCGAUGAAGUCUAGGGGUAGAUAAGUAUAUAUAAAUUACCGUUAAAGCAAGUGGUAUUGCAAAGUAUAAAAUUCUUUUGGGGCGGUUAUGCGAAAGUUUAACAGUUAAGUUAAGUUAAGGUGUGUUUGUGAAGCAGUCAUUAUUUGAUGGAAUACAAGUAAUGAUUUAGAUAAUGUUAUGCCUAUUUGUAGUAAAACCACAAGUUAUGACUUCAACUUAACAAGUUUAAUGAAAUUUAUUCCCUGAAAAACGCAAUAAAAUGGUAUUCUACAUCUGCCUUGCAACACGAUCCCUUCGGAAAAGUUCUUAUCACACUCUGGCAACGAAGAAAGUCAUAUUUUGCUUUCGGUUGCCUUUUUCCCGGUAAGGUUUAAUAAGCCACCCUCCAUAUGAUUCCUUUGUUAUUUGUCUGAUUUACACUUAAAGAAAUAAAUAUUCGUAUAGUUAUGCUUUGAUUUCCCCCUACUCAAUGCAUGGUGUACAACCAAAACUUACUAGUCAAAUUUUCUUUAAAUUAUUUAUUAAAAAAAUUUAUGUAAUUUCCAAUUUUUUUGUGAAAAAAUGCACGCAUUACGAAAAUAUUCCAAAACCAAAAGAAAAACAAAAAAACUUUGUUAUUUAGAAAAGAAAAUUAAAACAAAUGCUCUUUAGAAAAAAAAGAAAAAAUCAGAACUUAAAGAAAUUGAACAACAAACACACAAAAUAUACCAUAUGUGAAAAACCAAAUAAAGUAGAGUUAAAAACCGACAAAACAGGAAACCAGAAAAAACCUCCUUCCUAGAAAAAAAGAAAAAGUCCCCAUGCUGCUAGUACUACUACUAAAACAACACCCACAAAAACUAUGGUAAUAAUAAUAAUUCUCUAAACUAUUAACAAAGCAUAGACCAUGAAAAUCUAGUAGACAACAGACAACAGCUAAAGUCUUUAACGAAUAUAGAAGAAGAAAAACCAUAAAACGUAACAUCCCAUCACAAGUGAACAACAACAUAACACAAAAAUAAAUGAAAUACAAAAUUCUCAACAACCGCGCACAUUGUGUAGAGCAAAUUAAAUUUAUUAUUAUUAAUUAAUUAUUAUAUAUUAUUAAUAUAAAUAUCUAAAAAUAUAUAUAUUUAAUUUUUGUCUUUGUCUAUGUUUAUUUCAAAUCUAACUCUUAACUUAAAACACAAAAUAUAAAAAAACUCAUUGAAAUAAAAAACCACAUAAAACUUACUUAGUAAACAUAAUUUAUUUUUAAUUAUUUAAUUAUGCUCUUAUUCUAAUUACAUGAAACAACAAAAAAAAAACAAAAACAAACUCAACAUCAACAAAAACAACCAUACACUUAAAACAAAACCAACAAACAAACAACAACAAAAAAUAUUAUUAAUUAACCAUAAACUUUAUUAUAUCAAUGUUUAAUUAUUCUUCAAACAAAAACAUAAUAAUAACGAUAACGAUAAUGCAAAUGACAAAAAACUCAAAAAAUUUGUAAUAAUAAAAUUAAAAAAAAAAAAAACAAAAACAUACAUGAAAACUUCAACAAUUUUAUUAUAACAAAGUGAAAUAUGAAAAAAAAACCAACAGCAUGAGAUAUGGCAAAGCAAAAAACAGCCCAGUGAAAACGCAGCAUGAAGAAAAAGAAGAAUGAGAAAUCUCUUUAACAAAAACUCUAAAAAAUAAACAAAAAUAUAAUAAUAAAUAUAUAUUUGUAUGUGUGUAGAAUUUUCUUUUUUAGCCAUACAUAUGUUUAUGUUUAACCGUUUGAUUGUCGCAUUAAUUAAUGAAUUAAUUAAUUAAUUAUCUACUUAUACUAAUUUAUUGUCAAAUUUAUAUAAAACAAUUCUUUUUUAAAAACAAAACCAAACCAAAAAAAUAUCCGCAAAAAUAAAACAACAACUCUAUUUAUUAUAUAUAUGAAACAUACAUACUUAUAUAUAAAGAAAAACCUCGAAAAAAAAAACCAAAAAAACUUUUAACUUUUAUUUGAUUACUUUAAAUGAAGAAAGAGGCUAAGUUGGCUGGGACAUUGUAUGGGGGAAGACUAAAGGUUUGACCAAACGAUCAUCGCAGAGAAUGAAAGAACAUUUUUGGAAAUCUAAAAGACUGUCAUAACAUCAAAAGUAACAAAAAUGAAGAAAAAAAAACAAAACAUCAAAAAAGAAAAUUCAUCAAAGACUAGUUUGGCGCUGUAGUGUUAAAGGGAGUAAUAAUAAAUAAAAGAAGAAGAACUUUUUCAAAAAUCUCUAACUCUUAACAACGAGAUCGAGAGGGUUUUUUUUGCACAAAUGAAAAGUCUUUCAAAAAGCACGUCAAUAUAUAUUUUAUGUAAUGUUCUACAUCCGCACCCUUUUAUUGGGUCUCAAAAUCUUGUUAGAAUCUCAAUAGGAUAUUGUACAGAUUUAUACCAUUAAGUUUAAUACUUCAAAAAGGAGAUACAUCCAGAAAAGAACAGCAAGAUUGUACAAAUCUUCUUUUCUGAUUACACAAUCUGCACGAUUCUGCAAAAAAAUUAAGGUAGUUCACUUAUCCACAACUAUUGUCUAGUGUUUAUAGUACAAAAGAAGCAUUGAACGUAAUGGUCAAACCAAUAAGUUCAAUUCUGUGUUAAGGGCAAAUUGACGAAAAAGAGAAUGAAAGCUUAACUUUGAAUUUUAGAAAUAGUGAAGAAGCAACCACUUUACGUAAUGCUGAAAUAUUGGCCGUGUUGAAUUUCUAAGCAUAUUAUAGGAACUUUAAAAAAUAUCUCACUCGCAAAUUUUUGCAAAACAAAUAAUACCAGGCAUUUCUUCUCUAAAUUAACUCAAUGUUAUUGUAUUAUUAUUACUUCCUUUGUCAAACUAAUGAUUUAAAGAACUCUACACUAAUACUAAUUCAACAUGGCUUACUUCAUUCGACGUAUAAGUAAAAUAUAGAUUAGCUUCAUUAGAAAAGUUCCAUAAAUUUUCUAAAUUUGUAUAUAUAAGAAACACAUCUACUGAAAUAUAUUCUUGAUUAUUCAUGAAAUGAUUAAAAAUAUCCAAAUAAGAGAACGCAAACAGACAUCUUCAGAAACCUACAAAUGGCUUACGCCAAAUUUGUUAAAUAACUAAUUACCAAAUCCAAAUCCCUUACUAAUAUAAGGCAUUAUUGAAAAUUCAUAUAGUGUCUUAUGUAUGUAUUGAACUUCAAACCAAAGGAAUACUCCAUAAGAUGAGUAUUGCUUUGGUCUGAAAUUUAAUUGAUAGAAUACGAGGAAAACGAGGAAAACGA